UCCGGUAACGACUGAUACCCGACGGAGCCGUUCGAAAUUACGUAUUCGAUAGACGCAACGAACGGAAAGAUUUCGCUCGCGAGGGAACAGCAUCCGCGGAGUAAUUCGCGAGGUGUGCAUCGGUAGACCGAUAGGACCGAUGUCGCAUAACCUAAAAGUUGGCGCGAGCCGGCGCGGUGCAGGCGACUCAGUCAGCAAGUGUCCUUUGUCUUAACGAAGAGACACCGGCGACGAGCCUCGAGGAGAAGAGUGGCUUCCGUGGCCGAGCAGAGCAGCCCUCGAGAAUUCUCUCGCAUCCCCGGCCUGGAGGAGAGAAAGACACCCGAAAGAGUCCAGCACUGCGAUGCUGCCUAGCCGCCGUCGCCGUCGCCGUCGCCGUCGCCGCCGCGCCGCGCCGGAUGGCUGGCGUCAAUAAUACCGAAGUGACGUAAUCCUUUUCGAGGUUCGUUAUUGGAGGAUGUGUCAUCCAAUAGGGAGGGGUCGACGGGGGAGCUGGGAGGCGCGCGCGGUCUCAAAGUGUGCUCCGGGCACGCGUUGCGGCAUCGCGCGGUUCGUCGCGCUAGUAGUGCACCGCUGGAACCCUGACGAGCCAGGUCUCUUGGAGAGGAACGGAGCGCGCGCACGAAAUCAAAGAGAGAGGAACCAUACGGAACCACUGGCGAGAAACGAGAGCCAACCAACCAACAGAGCCGUAGAGUGCGUCGUAGAAGGGAGGGGUGGGACACGCACUGGGUCCUCGCGCUGGCGUCAGUUAUUCGGCUUGCCGCUCGCUAGUCGGGUGUAGUGUGUACUCGCCGCUGAGGAUCACGGGCCGUUGACACGCGGAUUUCUUAACGAGCCACGACCGGGAAAACAGCUCGAUAACGUUGACAGAAUAAAAGACAGGACACCCACACCUAGUGCCACGUAUACCCUACUCCUUGAUGCCAGAAUUCGGACCUUAGUCGGAUUAAGAUAAUGCAAUAAUGUCUUGGCAAAGAAUCUACCUUGCUCUGGGACUGUUCGGCGUGGCGGUGCUCCUGGCGAGCGCCGACAACAGCGUGCACAUUCUGUCGAAGUACCAGCUGGUCACCUCGACCACCCUCAACUGGCUGCCGCGCGUCCACUAUAAUCCGUCGAGGGAAAUAGUCAUCGGCGCCUUUGAGAUCGAGGAGACUGAAGAGGACUCGCACAACCGGGCGGAGAAGUCGGAGAGAGAGACGCCCCUGUACGUGUGCCGGGUGCUGCACACCACCGUCUGGGUGGCUGGCAGCCAGAAAGGCGACGAGAAACGGUGCACGGUGACGAUCCACGGGAACGUGCAGUCCUACGAUAAAUACGAAUUGCUCGAGAACGUGCACAAUGCCGGCCGCGUCAGCUGGGUGCACUGGGACAAAUACAAGCCGACUCCCAUUGGAGCGGUGGCCACGGAAAAGAUGUUCGUGGCUCGGCACGCGGCGCGCAACGACAAAGACGCUCCAGACGGCGCCGCGAGAUACACCCAUUAUAUCGGAACCUUGAAUUCCCAUGAAACCCUCGGCUCUAUCAGUUACGUGAAAGACGAUGGCACGGAGGGAUCUGCGAAGUCCGGCGACGUUCUGGUUGAAACGGAGCCGAUAUAUUACAGUCUAACAAGGGUUAAACUGCACUGGCUUAAAAAGCAAGCGAUCAAGCGCGUACCCCGUAUAUUAGGGGAAGCAACGAUUGCCAAUGAUAGACAGGAAGGUGCAAUCAUGGCGCUGGCCAUUGGCUAUGAAUAUAAGUAUUCCGUGUACUGGGGACAGGGCACCGCUAUGUUGAAGGGCCUAAACACGUCGAUCACUUUGACGAACGGAACGGCUCUGCCGACGAUAGUCUGGGGCACACAGGAGAAGAGCAAUCGCAGCGACACGUACACAGUGAAGAUAUUCCUGCAACCCGGCACAGCGGUGAACGUCACCCUGAAAGCUAAUUACACCGACAUGGAGGUGCCCUACUCGGGAACGCUGAUCUCCCAUUACGAAGACGAGGUGACCAAGUCCCGCGGGAUCAACGGUAUUCGCCGGGAAGAAACUAUGUUCGACGUCACGCCGGAAUUCGGACAGAUUUAUUUCUUAAGCAACAACACCCUAGUUCCUACUACCACCGUACCGCCCACCACCGAAGCGAGCACCACCGUCACGACGGAGGACUCCAGCAAAGAGCCUCGCAAGAAGGACACGAGUAACGAGGACCACGACGAGAACAUGAUUAUACCGCCGAAGAAGUCGGACAUGUCGAAUAUGCAAAGCGACGACGGCGGUCCUCUGUCGCUUAAGAAUAAGGUGGAAGCUUCGCAUUCUGGAACAUGUUCGCAUACGUUGAGCAUUAUAUGUAUACCCCUGUUAACGGUCAUCAUCCAUAAAAUUACGUGAAAACACGACUUCUGAGGGAAUCCUAACUCCUA
Molecule: messenger RNA, 2404 nt
Organism: Nomia melanderi (Alkali bee)
Lineage: Eukaryota; Metazoa; Arthropoda; Insecta; Hymenoptera; Halictidae
Gene: uzip
Product: beta-pore-forming protein unzipped
Source: RefSeq, a predicted model, not a curated record